Messenger RNA from Poeciliopsis prolifica (blackstripe livebearer), 1991 nucleotides. RefSeq names its product zona pellucida sperm-binding protein 4-like. The record is from RefSeq and is a predicted model, not a curated record. Lineage: Eukaryota; Metazoa; Chordata; Actinopteri; Cyprinodontiformes; Poeciliidae. Gene Ontology annotation, biological process: prevention of polyspermy; binding of sperm to zona pellucida. The coding region runs from base 1 to 1950 and encodes 649 amino acids. Gene Ontology annotation, molecular function: structural constituent of egg coat; acrosin binding. Gene Ontology annotation, cellular component: egg coat. The transcript is spliced from 8 exons.
AUGGCAAGUCACUGGAGUGUCACUUGUUUGGCAGCACUAGCUCUGCUAUGCUGCUUGGCUAGCAAUGAAGCAGAGGCACAGACAUACCAUCAAAUGCCUCAAUAUCCCCAGAAACCUUGGCUGCCUCAGUACCCUCAGCAACCUCAGAACCCACAGCAACCUCAGAACCCACAGCAACCUCAGAACCCCCUCCAACAUCAACUUCAGAACUCUGAGCAACCUCAGAACCCUUUCCUUCAACCUCAGAACCUGCAACGUCGACAUCAGAACUCUGAGCAACCUCAGAACCCUUUCCUUCAACCUCAGAACCCACAGCAACCACAGAACCCACAACAUCGACUUCAGAACGCUCAGCAACCUCAAAACCCUUUCCCUCAACCUCAGAACCCACAGCAACCUCAGAACCCGCAACAUCGACUUCAGAACCCUCAGCAACCUCAGAACCCCCUCCAACAUCAAGUUCAGAACUCUGAGCAACCUCCGAACCCUUUCCCUCAACCUCCGAACCUGCAACGUCGACCUCAGAACCCACAGCAACCUCAGAACCCGGAAGAUCGACUUCAGAACCCUCAGCAACCUCAGUAUCCCUACCCUCAACCUCAAAACACUGUGCAACGUCUACAUCAGAUCCUUCAGCAACCUCAUAACCCUUACGCUCAACUUCAGAACCCCCAGCAAUUGCCAUAUGAAGCUUUAAAGCAUCAGUACCCUCCACAUCCUAAGCCCCAAAUGCCUACGAAGCCUCAGUAUUCUCAGCCACCGAUGCCUGCUUGGCCUCAGUAUCCUGAGCCACCGAUGGCUGCUUGGCCUCAGUAUCCUGAGCCACAGAAGCAUCAAACAGCCACCAUUCCUCCCCUGAGACCACACCAUAAAAGGUGUGAUGUGCCAAAAGCUUCAAGAGUACCAUGUGGAGCUCCAGGCAUUGCUGCCACUGAAUGUGAGGCCAGAAAUUGUUGCUUUCAAGGCCAGUCUUGCUACUUUGGAAAAGGAGUGACAGUCCAGUGUACCAAGGAUGGCCAAUUUAUUGUUGUUGUAGCCAAAGACGUCACCCUGCCCCACAUUGACCUUGAAACGAUAUCACUGUGGGGAGGAGGUCCAGGCUGUACACACGUUGACUCUAAUUCCAUGUUUGCUAUCUAUUUCUUUCCUGUUACUGCCUGUGGCACUGUUGUAUUGGAGCAGCCUGGAGUUAUAAUCUAUGAGAACUCUAUGACAUCUUCCUAUGAAGUGGGUGUUGGGCCUCUUGGCGCCAUUACCAGGGACAGCAGCUAUGAAUUACUCUUCCAGUGUAGGUACAUUGGCACCUCAGUUGAAACCCUGGUGGUUGAAGUUCUGCUGUUGAAUAAUCCUCAUGUGCCCGUUGCUGUUGGUCUUGGACCCAUUAGAGUGGUUCUGAAGUUGGGCAAUGGCCAGUGCAUUACAAAGGGUUGCAAAGAGGUGGAUGUGGCCUACACCUCUUACUAUCAGGCCUCAGACUAUCCUGUUGGCAAAGUACUGAGGGAUCCAGUCUAUGUGGAAGUUCAGCUGCUUAACAAGACAGAUCCCACACUGGUUCUGACUCUUGGACGCUGUUGGGCGACUACAGCCCCCAGCCCUCAUAGCCUGCCCCAGUGGGACAUUCUGAUUAAUGGAUGUCCAUAUGCAGACGAUCGUUACCUCUCCACACUGGUUCCAGUGGGUCCUUCAUCUGGUCUGAAAUUUCCAACUCACUACCGACGUUUCAUUUUCAAAAUGUUUGCCUUUGUGGACACCGACACAAUGGAACCCCAAAACAGAUAUGUGUACAUUCAUUGCAGCACAGCUGUGUGUGUUCCAGGACAUGGUGUGAGCUGUGAACCAUUAUGUCACAGUAAAGGAAAGAGAGACACAGAGGCUGCAGAGGAGAGGAAGGUUGAACCAAAGGUUGUGGUUUCAUCUGGACAAGUGAUUAUGACUGCCCCUCAGGAGUGAGCAGAGACAACCUCAGCAAUUCAACUGGGAACAUUUAGAAA